Molecule: messenger RNA, 638 nt
Organism: Dermacentor albipictus
Lineage: Eukaryota; Metazoa; Arthropoda; Arachnida; Ixodida; Ixodidae
Source: RefSeq, a predicted model, not a curated record
GGAAGCGUUGAGUAGUCUUUCUUUCGGAAACGUCUUGAGACUAAGCCAACAUGAAGGUAGUUCUGUUCCUCGCCAUACUUUGCGUCGUUGCCUACGCCGAUCACGAGGAAGGCCACAACGAAGAGCAGCACGAAGGCCACCAUGGCCACCACCAUGCACACCACCAUGGCCACCAUCAUGGACACCAUGGAUCUGUCUGCACUCCUGUGUAAGGUAGCAAACCGGAGACCAACGUCUGCAGUUAACCUCCCUGCUGUUCCUCUUCAUCUCUCUCUCUCUUCAGACCUGCCAGCGGAGUCGCUUGCUGCUGUGGUGGAGUGCGUUCAACAAAACGUCACUCAGGAGGUCCUGCAGAAGCUGAACCGAGUGAGCGAGAGCGUUGAGUGCGACACCAUCCUCUGUGGAAUCAGGAAGUUUUGUGAGAGAGACGGCACUCUGGAAAACAACCGAACCGACAUUUUCACGACUGAGCAGAACCAGGAGCUCCGUGUAGCCUUCUAUGGCUGUCGGCCCCAGCAAGUGGUCACCAGUGAAGCACCCCAGGAGGUCAGCGAAGUCACAUCUGAAGCCUGAAUUCUGUAAAUAACGUUGAACCAACACGCGUUUAUUUAAAGCUCAAAUAAAUACGAGAACGCGCA